AGCACCAAACUUUUGUCCAGUGAUAGAUAGUAACAGCCUCCCUCCUGCUCUCUCCACAGCAGACGCUUACAAAGCCUAGUGGGGUGCUCACUUCACCACCUGAAGCUAAGUUACAGCCAGUCGCCAUCAUGUCCAGCAAACGUGCCAAGGGGAAGACCACCAAGAAGAGGCCCCAGAGGGCCACCUCCAAUGUGUUCGCCAUGUUCGACCAGUCUCAGAUCCAGGAGUUUAAGGAGGCCUUCAACAUGAUCGAUCAGAACAGGGAUGGGUUUAUCGACAAGGAGGAUCUGCAUGACAUGCUUGCCUCAUUGGGUAAGAACCCGUCCGACGACUACCUGGAGGGCAUGAUGAGUGAAGCUCCAGGUCCUAUUAACUUCACCAUGUUCCUCACCAUGUUUGGAGAGCGUCUGAACGGAACUGACCCUGAGGAUGUGAUCAGGAAUGCCUUCGCCUGCUUUGAUGAAGAGGGCUCUGGUGUGAUUCAUGAAGAUCACCUGAGAGAGCUGUUAACCACAAUGGGGGAUCGUUUUACUGAUGAGGAGGUGGAUGAGCUGUUCAGAGAGGCUCCCAUUGACAAGAAAGGAAAUUUCAACUACGCUGAAUUCACCCGUAUCCUCAAACACGGCGCCAAAGACAAGGACGACAUCUAAACUCUCACAGACUCUCACACCUGCCUCUUACAGAUGCAUUCUAUUAAAAUAAAUAGUGUACAUAUGGGAUUCAGAGGAUUCAAUAAAACAACAAUCACACCUUCUCCUGAAAACAUUUGAAUGUUAACACAGUACUUUAUAUUUACAGGCUGUUUGUGCUCAUGUAGAUUCAGUGGUAAUAACUGCAUAGCACUGUUUAUUUAUCUCUCCCAACAUUUUUGCGUAGCCAUUUUUUUUACAUGCAGCAUCUGUCCAUAGGAAAUCCAUUGCUUUCGUAGUCAGAUUCAAAUUGAUUGGAAUAUUGAUCAGCUGUUCAAAAAAACCUGUUUGAACCUUCAUGCUCCAUAAACGGUUUUAUAUAUGAACCACCUCUUAAAAGCUUUUACUGGCAAAUGAGGCAUAAUGUUGAUAAUGCAAAUUACUGUCUAAAGAUCAGAACAUUUUCAACUCCUUUCAUUUCUUUUUAAGCAAAAUUUCAAAAUUGUACCCUGUUAUUAAAUACAACCUGGACACAAAAACAAAAAUUUGAUUUUUCUUUUUUGAGAGCUAUUUUAACUGUGCCUUAUCUUGUCAUGUUUGGACUAAUGAAUCACAUUUCAAUCUCAAGUACCCAAUUAAAUAGAAAA
This is a messenger RNA of Astyanax mexicanus (Mexican tetra), 1276 nucleotides long. RefSeq names its product myosin, light chain 9b, regulatory (gene myl9b). Gene Ontology annotation, biological process: platelet aggregation; myofibril assembly. Lineage: Eukaryota; Metazoa; Chordata; Actinopteri; Characiformes; Acestrorhamphidae. The transcript is spliced from 4 exons. The coding region runs from base 129 to 650 and encodes 173 amino acids. Gene Ontology annotation, cellular component: cytoplasm; stress fiber; myofibril. The record is from RefSeq and is a predicted model, not a curated record. Gene Ontology annotation, molecular function: calcium ion binding.